Molecule: messenger RNA, 2201 nt
Organism: Vicugna pacos (alpaca)
Lineage: Eukaryota; Metazoa; Chordata; Mammalia; Artiodactyla; Camelidae
Source: RefSeq, a predicted model, not a curated record
GGGGCUGGGGCUGGUGUGUGUUUAGAGGACUGCCUGUAAUAGACAUCUCUCUGUGCGUAGGCGUGGAAGGAUGCCGGGCUCCCGCUCUCAGCCUCGAGCAACGAGGCCUGCAGGAUGUUUGAUGCCACCCUGACCCAGUAUGUAAAAUGGACCAACGACCAGAGUCUUGGCGGCAUUGAGGGCUGCCUGUCAAAGCUCAAAGCAGCAGAUCCGACCUUCGCAAUGGGCCAUGCCAUCGCUAAUGGCCUCGUGCUGAUUGGCACCGGAAGAUCUGUGAGGCUGGACAAAGAGCUGGACCUGGCUGUGAAGACCAUGGUGGAGAUUUCCAAAACGCAGCCACUGACGCAGCGGGAGCGGCUGCACGUGUCUGCAGUAGAGACCUUUGCCAAGGGAAACUUUCCGAGAGCCUGUGAACUGUGGGAAGAGAUUCUCCGGGAUCACCCAACGGACAUGUUGGCCCUGAAAUUCUCCCACGAUGCCUAUUUUUACCUGGGCUACCAGGAACAGAUGCGAGAUUCUGUGGCUCGAGUUUAUCCCUUCUGGACACCUGACAUCCCCCUGAGCAGCUAUGUGAAGGGCAUCUAUUCUUUCGGAUUGAUGGAAACCAACUUCUAUGAUCGGGCGGAAAAGCUUGCCAAAGAGGCUCUGUCUAUUAACCCGACGGAUGCAUGGUCAGUGCAUACCGUGGCCCAUGUUCACGAGAUGAGAGCAGAGGUCCAGGACGGGCUGGAGUUCAUGCGGCACUCAGAAACCCACUGGAAGGACUCUGACAUGCUUGCUUGUCACAAUUACUGGCACUGGGCUUUGUAUCUGAUUGAAAAGGGCGAAUACGAGGCCGCGCUGACCAUCUGCGAUGACCACAUCCUCCCCAGCCUGCGGGCCAGCGGUGCGAUGCUGGAUGUGGUGGACAGCUGCUCCAUCCUCUACCGGCUGCAGAUGGAAGGGGUGCCUGUGGGUGAACGGUGGCAGGACGUCUUGUCCGUGACCCAGAAGCACAGCCGAGACCACAUCCUGCUCUUCAAUGAUGCACACUUCCUGAUGGCGUCCCUGGGCGCUCGGGACCCUCAGACCACACAGGAGCUGCUGACCACCCUGCAGGAUGCCAGCGAGUCCCCAGGGGAGAACUGCCAGCACCUCCUGGCCCACGAUGUGGGGCUGCCUCUGUGCCAGGCCCUGGUGGAGGCCCAGAACGGGAACCCCGACCGUGUCGUGGAACUGCUCCUGCCCAUCCGCUACCGGCUUGUCCAGAUCGGAGGCAGCAACGCCCAGAGAGACGUCUUCAACCAGCUACUGAUUCACGCGGCCUUAAACUGCUCGUCCGGCGUCCACAAGAACGUGGCCCGGAGCCUUCUGAUGGAGCGAGAUGCACUGAAGCCCAACUCACCCUUGACUGAGAGGCUUAUCCGAAAGGCAGCCGCCGUCCACCUCCUGCAGUGAGCCAGGCCUGGCGCCUGCCCGGUGGAGCCCCUCAGCGGCCUCCCCCGCCAUCAGACCAGCUGCCCCUCUGGCUUCACAGGGUUACAAGUAGCUAGAGCAGCAUUACAGGAAGAGGGACUCAAAUCAAUUUUCAAAGUGAUUCAGAAUCUUCUUCAAAUCCUUGUUAAGGGUCAAGGUGCAGUUGUAAGCAAUCAGAACCGAUGUGGGUGGUCUUGCCUUGGAACUUGUAUUUUUCCAUCUUCAAGCUUCCCUGGGGGGAUUAGUGGCGUGGAUUUGAGCUUGUUUUCCCUUUAUUCUAAACUGCACAUUGUAAAGGGGCCUUGGGCACACGAUUUCCCUUGUCAACCAUGAUUUUAAUCAUACGAAUGCACGCUCAUGGAGUUGGUGUGCUUUCUGGGGUAUAAGGCUGCAGCUCAGGGGUUGCCCUGUUGUGGCAAAAACCAAAGCAUUUAACAAGAUCUGAGCUUUUUAAACAAGAGUUUUUUAAACACUGCCUCGGUCUCCUCCUUCCCCAUGGGUAACCUGGCCCCGGUGCCCUUCCACCCCCUGAGCAAGCGGCAGGUUUCAGUAGAAUGUGCCAACUCAGUCGUGCUGUGAGGGGUGAUUCCAGCUCACAUAUGUUUCUCAGGUUCCUUCAGUGCAAACUGAAAUUUGGUGGGGACUCACAGGGGCAGGGAGGGGGCAGGUCUCCUGGGAGGCAGUGGAUGCCUCCAAAUCGAUUCAACAAAUUCCUGGGAUUAAAAUAAAUUGUUAAUUGCUUCCUU